AGUUAAAUCUUCUGUGUGUUGUGCAGAAGCAAACAUGUUGUACUUGGAGGCACCAGUAGGAGUUGGGUUCUCUUAUUGUAUUAACACAUCUAACUAUGUGGGGGUGGAUGAUGAGAUUACUGCUAGGGACAAUCUCAUCUUCCUACAGCGUUGGUUUGUCAAGUUCCCUGAAUACAAAUGUAGAGACCUGUUUGUCACAGGGGAAAGCUAUGCUGGUCAUUAUGUUCCACAACUAGCACAGCUCAUCCUUCAGUUCAACAAGAAGGAAAAGUUAUUCAAUCUGAAAGGAAUACUUCUGGGAAAUCCUCUUCUAGAUUUCGUUACUGACUUCAAUUCGAAGGCUGAAUUUUUCUGGUCACAUGGGUUAAUAUCGGAUUCAACAUAUGAGAUCUUCUCUUCAGCUUGUAACUACUCUCGGUACAAGAGUGAGUCAUUCAGAGGCUCUGUUUCCCCUGUUUGCUCAGGAGUGAUGAACCAAGUCAACAAUGAAAUUAGUAUGUAUAUCGACAAAUAUGAUGUCACAAUUGAUGUCUGCCUAUCAUCUAUUUUAUCUCAAUCGAAUGCUCUCACACACCUGCAAGUUGCAGAGAAACUAGAUGUCUGUGUUGAAGAUGAAACUACAAAGUAUUUCAACCGGGUUGAUGUACAGAAGGCUCUCCACGCUCGUCUUUUGGGAGUCACCAGUUGGGUUUCUUGCAGUGAUAAUCUACACUAUAAGAAGCUCAACUUUGAGGAAUCUAUGAUUCCAGUCGUCGGCUCACUCAUCAGGUCUGGAAUUCGGAUCUUAGUUUUCAGUGGAGAUCAAGAUUCUGUUAUCCCAUUAACCGGGACAAGAACACUGCUCCAUGGAUUGGCAAAUAAAUUGGGACUGAACACAACUACAACUUACAGAGCUUGGUUUGAGGGGAAACAGGUUGGCGGAUGGAUGCAAGUUUAUGGAAAUAUCCUCUCCUUUGCAACCAUUAGAGGAGCAUCUCACAAGGCUCCAUUCUCACAGCCAGAGAGAUCACUUGUGUUGUUCAAUGCAUUUCUAAAAGGAAAACCACUACCAGAAGAAUUCCGAGCUAUCGAAUAAGUUCAUUUUAUGUAAUUAACUAGUGGUGCUGUAUUUAAUAGACAGAGGGAAGCCUAUCCUCUAACCUUCAAUAUAAGGUUUUUGAAAAGAGAUGCUGAUGAUGGUAGUUUCUCCCAUCAGUCUUUCAAUA
Molecule: messenger RNA, 1205 nt
Organism: Macadamia integrifolia
Lineage: Eukaryota; Viridiplantae; Streptophyta; Magnoliopsida; Proteales; Proteaceae
Product: serine carboxypeptidase-like 45
Exons: 8
Biological process (GO): proteolysis
Cellular component (GO): vacuole
Molecular function (GO): serine-type carboxypeptidase activity
Source: RefSeq, a predicted model, not a curated record